AAAGUGCGUUCUCGUGGCAGCCCCAGUGGCCUAAUGGAUAAGGCAUUGGCCUCCUAAGCCAGGGAUUGUGGGUUCGAGUCCCAUCUGGGGUGGUAUUUUUUUUUUUUUCUCUCCUUCACCUCUGGCUGUAGCAUUGCUCUCCGUUUUCUGACGCCUGGUCGCAGUGGGGCGCCUCGACGCUGAACAGGUGGUGGGUGGGAGCUAUUCUCAUAACAACCUGAAUGCGGCUUUCGCAACCCUGCUGUAAUGUAAGCCCCUGGACAAGGUGGGUGCCCACCAUCUGCGGCUGAGCCGCUUUCAUUAGCAGCGCUCACACCACGCGCUUCGACAACCAACCUGGUGACGCAGCGGGUUGGCGCCGGCUGCUAUGGUUCCGGCGCCCCUCAACCCCGUGAGCGCGCGUCGCUCCGCCCAACGGCAGACGGGGGCUCUCGACCUUCGGCAUCUGACCUCUGCUGACGGGCAGAAAACUGCGCGAGCCGCCCGCUCUCUGAUUGGUCGAUGCGGCGCGUCGCGGGUGCCUGAUUGGCGAAGGGAGAGGAGCGGGAAGAUGGCGGCGCUGGGCUCUCCGCUGCGGACGUUGCGCGGGCUGCUCCGCGAGCUACGGCAUGUGAGCGGGCGCGCCUAUCGCGACACGGCCGCCUACCGACACGUCCUCGCCGCCUUCCGCGCUCACCGGGUGACCAGUGAGAAGCUGUGCCGGGCCCAGCAGGAGCUGCACUUCCAGGCCGCCACCUACCUGUGCUUGCUGCGCAGCGUGCGGCAGCACCAGGCCCUGCAUCGAGAGUACCACGGCCGCGGGGAGCGAUCCCCCGAGGAGGUGGCGGGGCUGGUGGGCUUCAGGCUGCCCCGGCAGCCGGGGGGGAAGGGCUGAGGCCGCCCCGUGCCGCCCGCUGCUCGGCGCCGAAUAAACGCCCUCGGCUCUGAA
Messenger RNA from Lagopus leucura (white-tailed ptarmigan), 928 nucleotides. It is a transcript of the gene FMC1, whose product is annotated as formation of mitochondrial complex V assembly factor 1 homolog. The transcript has 2 exons. The record is from RefSeq and is a predicted model, not a curated record. NCBI's taxonomy places the organism in Eukaryota, Metazoa, Chordata, Aves, Galliformes, Phasianidae. Gene Ontology annotation, cellular component: mitochondrion. Bases 368 to 874 code for a protein of 168 amino acids.